CAGCCAGCCACAGCGUGAUUGCGCACUGCCCGACAAUACAUAUCGCGAUGCCGCGUUCGGUGCCCCUCCAAUCUCAACCAUCAUGUCCGACUUCCUCUCCUCACUCAAAGGCAAGGCGCAGAGUGCACUCAGCAGCGCGCAGGCUGGCUUGACCGGCACCGCCGACCAGGCGAGUGGCCAUGGCGGCGGCAUCCUCAAGUCGCAUGCAUUCGAGUCCAUCCACCAUCAGCUGCGCAAUUUCCAGCAACAAUACUCGAGCUCCGUAACGCCUGUCCAGAGGAUCAUCACGACACAGAAAGGCAUCGCUCUCGACUACGAUGGCCUCGCAGGGGAUACACAAGCUCACAGCAAGGAAUUGUACACGUGGGGUCAGACUGAGGAGGCUGAUAUCAAGGAUGUCACCGAUCGGUUGGGAUGGAUUAACUUCAUCGAGGGCGCUCUAGCACGCACACUCGCAGGGAACCUCAACGCCUCUCGCGCCUCGUUCAAAGUGCUGCGCGAUGCCGAGACUGCGCUCAAUGCUCGGCGGACCAUUCGCGCGGGGUUGGCAAACCAGAUCGGGCGGAUCGAACACGACCAGUCUCGCGGUUACGAGCUGAAGCUCGCAGAGCUGAAGCAGCAGCUCGCGAAGGCCGAGGCUGAUGACCAGCCGCUCGAAGUCGAGUACGAACUGUUGAAGAGGAAGGCAAUACGGGAUAGCGAACGGGCGAAGUGGGAGGCUAUGCGAGAGUACGGAGAGAAGUUGGUACUUCUUUCGCAAGCGGCGAACGCAGCUCUUCAAGCACUGCCGUCUGUUCCCCCAUCGGACAAGCAAUAUCACGGCGCACAAGCAACCGCUUCCGUGAGGGCUUCCCUGCAAUCCGCUCUUGACAACUACAAGCCUGGCGAUGUGACGCUGCCCCUCACCACAUCCGCCGCCGAUCUCCGCAGGUCAGACACGCGUAGCUUUGGCCAAACCCAUGCCCACGAGCUCGCCAAGAUCAACACGGAUGGUACCUCCUCUGCACCGAGCAUUCCUGUGACGCCACCGCCAACCGCAGGAGGCAAUGCACUUCCAACUGCACCAUCGUAUGGUACGAACUCGCCUAUCUCCUACGCGGCGCCGGUGGGCCCAAGCUCAGCCUCCCCACCCCCUGCCAUUCCGUCGCGUGUGUCCCCUCCGAAUGUGAAUAAGCGGACAUCGUCUACGACGAAGGCUUCCUCCCCUCCACUAGGUUCUCAGUCUCCGCCACUCAACCCCGCAGCGUUGAACCAGGCUCCAGCUCCGAUCCCUUCCAUUUCUGCCACCGUAGCAGCGUCUCCUGUUGUUGCCCCCAACCCGGCUGAUCCUUCCCAGAAGUUCCCCUCGGUUUCGCCCACUGUAGCUGAAACAGGUGUCCCCAAGUCUGCUGACCCCGGCCCAGCGACAGGUAACCUCCGCGACCUGAAGCAGCCUUCACCGUCCCCUGUCACCUGGAAGAGCCCCAUCGCUGGUCAGGACACCAAGGGGCCGUUCGGCACUGAUGGUGUUCCGAAUGGUGGCGAGACCUUGCCUCCCCCAACGGAUGAGAAGACGGAUCAGUGGGAGUCUGCAGAGGAUGAGAAGAAGCGCCUCGAACGGGAGGAGAGGGAGCGCGUUCUCGCUGCAGGUGGGAGCGGAUCAGCACAGCGGCGCCAGUCAGAAGACCAAGAUGGCGGUGAGACGCCUCCCCCGUACCAGGAGAUCGCUGAGUGAAGCGCGCCGGGCGCGAUGGUAAGAACGAUGAACCUGUUCUAGGAUACCCCGUGGACUGAGAGCGUCACGACGUUGUACUACCUCCUCUUCGGACAGUUGUGUGAUUGACGAGUGAUGUAUGUGCUUAUAUCACGGUAUAUGACGACCAUGUAUCUGCUUCGUGUGACUCGCAACGACAUUUUCGUCAUGGCCGACC
Rhodofomes roseus is the source of this 1910-nucleotide messenger RNA. RefSeq names its product Eisosome component PIL1-domain-containing protein. Lineage: Eukaryota; Fungi; Basidiomycota; Agaricomycetes; Polyporales; Fomitopsidaceae. Gene Ontology annotation, cellular component: plasma membrane; eisosome filament. The record is from RefSeq and is a predicted model, not a curated record. The coding region runs from base 83 to 1714 and encodes 543 amino acids. Gene Ontology annotation, molecular function: lipid binding. Gene Ontology annotation, biological process: negative regulation of protein kinase activity; endocytosis; eisosome assembly. The transcript is spliced from 4 exons.